Tetrahymena thermophila SB210 is the source of this 636-nucleotide messenger RNA. RefSeq names its product small guanosine triphosphatase family Ras family protein. The record is from RefSeq and is a predicted model, not a curated record. The transcript has 2 exons. Lineage: Eukaryota; Ciliophora; Oligohymenophorea; Hymenostomatida; Tetrahymenidae. Gene Ontology annotation, cellular component: plasma membrane. Gene Ontology annotation, biological process: signal transduction. Gene Ontology annotation, molecular function: GDP binding; GTP binding; GTPase activity.
AUGGACGAUUAUAGUAUUAGUAGCUAGGGUAAUUCCGAUGCUGUUAAAAUUGUAGUAUUAGGUUAAGGAGGUGUCGGCAAAACUUGCUUGAUAUUGCGUCUUAGGAAUGAUGAUUUUGAUGAAAAUUAUGUUCCUACACUUUAAGAUACAUAUCAUAAAAAUUUAGUAGUAGAUGGAUUAGUAACUUAACUAGAAAUUCUUGAUACAGCAGGAUAAGAAGACUAUGAAGUACUUAGAGAUAUGUGGAUAAGGAAUGGAUAGUGUUUUAUUUUAAUGUAUAGUAUUAAUAAUUAAGAGUCAUUUGAGGAUGUUAAGAGUUUGGUAAAGAGAAUUGAAAUGGUUAAAUGCAUAAAUCAAAAGACAUUUUAAGAAAUGAAUAUAUAGAUAAUUAUAGUAGGCAGUAAGCUUGACUUAGAUAGUGAAAGAUAGGUUAAAAGAGAGCUUGCCGAAAACUUUGCUAAGUAGCAUAAUCUCUUAUUUAAAGAAACAAGCGCUAAAACAGGAUAGGGUUGUGUUGAAGUUUUUGAGGACUUGAUCAGGAAAUAGAAGAAUUAGUAGAAAGACAUAAAUUAAAAAUAAAGUAAAAGUAAAACAAAACCAAAGAAGAAAAGAAGAUUUAGAUGCAAUUUGAUUUGA